This is a messenger RNA of Nilaparvata lugens (brown planthopper), 2649 nucleotides long. RefSeq names its product elongation of very long chain fatty acids protein AAEL008004. Lineage: Eukaryota; Metazoa; Arthropoda; Insecta; Hemiptera; Delphacidae. The transcript has 7 exons. Gene Ontology annotation, molecular function: fatty acid elongase activity. The record is from RefSeq and is a predicted model, not a curated record. Gene Ontology annotation, cellular component: endoplasmic reticulum membrane. Gene Ontology annotation, biological process: fatty acid elongation, monounsaturated fatty acid; fatty acid elongation, saturated fatty acid; fatty acid elongation, polyunsaturated fatty acid. Bases 550 to 1368 code for a protein of 272 amino acids.
UGAAAGAGAAAUAGAAAGUUUGCACCAAUAUUUUUUUAAUUAUUUCGGGAUCUACGUUUGAUUUCAACGGGAUACCCGAUAUUCAGUGUGUCAGCACUGUUCAAACGGCUCCCAUUUCUGUAAUUCAUAAGAAAUACUGCCAGAUUGAAGUGAUUUGAACGCUGUUUAGUUUUACACUACACUGACACCAUUUCUUAUGAAUAACAUCAAUAUGCUUCAGAUUCAUUUAACACUGCCAGUUUGAAGUGACCCGUGUGGACCAAUCGCAGACGUCGCUCAGGCCGGCUCUCGGCCAAUGGGAGCACAGCUUUCUCGAGCUCUCGACCAAUAGGAGCGCAGCUUUCUCGGCAGAUAGAUAGGAGUCGGCUGGCUCUAGAAGUCAGUCACUCGCGGUCUCUCAGUCUGUGAUAAGGCUCUCGGUCUCUCAGUCUGCACGAGUCUUUUCUACGAGGUGAGCCGAGUGUGGCCGAGUGUACACCAACUGGAGCUAUAUAGCAAAUCAACGAACAAAUAGUAACUAAUAAUUCGGAUUAACUAAAAUUGGUGAAUAUGACGUCAUCACUUGUCCACCUUGUAAAAUGGAACUACCAGCAAAUUAUGAACGAGACCGUAACAGAUCCUCUGGUAGACUCAUGGUUCCUAAUGGGCAGUUUUUGGCCGGUGGCGUCGUUAACAGCAGGUUACCUCUACUUUGUGCUGAUCUUUGGGCCACAGAUGAUGGAAAACCGGAAGCCCUACAACCUCAACAGGCUUCUAGUUGUCUACAACCUCUAUCAAGUCAUAUUCAGCACUUGGUUAUGUGCUAAGGCAAUGAGAAAAGACGGUAUUUUUGAGUUCGUGCUACAAUGUAAAGAGAUUCAACGAGUCCCAGAACUCAAGCUAGCUUUACACGAAGGAGCCUGGUGGUACUUCUUUUCAAAAGUUGUCGAAUUGUUGGACACAAUAUUCUUUGUACUGAGGAAAAAGCAGAGGCAAAUAACAUUCCUACACGUUUAUCACCAUGCUAAUAUGGUCGUAUCCUGCUGGGCCUACCUCAAAUUUAUCCCAGGAGAACAAGGUUUAGUGAUUGGAUUCCUAAACUCGUUUGUACACAUAGUGAUGUAUGGUUACUACUGUCUGGCAGCCCUUGGACCACGCUUCGAGAAAUACCUCUGGUGGAAGAAACAUCUCACCAAGCUGCAAUUGGUCCAAUUUGUCCUCAUGAUGCUCUACCUAGGAUUUCUGCUUGUAAAACAGUGCAAAGUACCGAAAGCCAUGUCAAUCUAUAUGCUACUCAAUGCUGCCAUUUUCCUUGUCCUAUUCCUGAAUUUCUACUACAAAUCCUACAAUGAAAAAGAAAACGCCAAACAACAGAAGAAAAUCGAAUAAAAAUGCAAAAAAAUUAGGAAACUUCAUUGCAAUACUUAACUCUAAACUGCAACGCAGUAAAUUAUUGUGUUUGCAAUACGACAUUAUUUUGUUUACAAAUGUAUUUUUGUGUAUUAGGCUACUUACAUGUAAUGCUGUAUCCUGUUUGCAUUAUGCAAUACAUAGGUAAUAUUGAGUAUUGUAAAUGUACCUCGUCUGUUCUAUGAGAUACAUAUUACCUAUAUUGAGUAGGCCUAAUGGAAAUGAACUCUCAAUUCAAUUCACAUUAUCAUAUGCUUAUGCUUUUUCCAGGCCCAGUUCAGUAAUUAAAAGUAAAUAACAAUAAAUUCACAUUGAUCAGGUCUAUUACAAAAACAUUUCACUAUUCUUUUUAGGGUUAGGCUACUGAUUAUUGAUUAAAUUUGUUGAAUAAGAAUCAAUAUUGUGGAAUUUUUCCAUAAUUAAAAGUCUGUGUACUUAUUAUAUAUUACAUGUACAUUACUUGUACCUAUUAUUUAUGUACAAGUCUAAUAAAUGUGGAUGUGACAUAAAUUAAUGGAACUGUGAUUUUACAAUAUUAUUAUUCUCAACAGCCAUUGAAAUCUGUCUUGGAAUAAUAAUAGGUAAUAAUAAUAAUGUCUCUGGUCGAGGGUACAACACGACCAGAGGAGUUUAUUCAAAUUAUAGACAUGAUUACAAAAAGCAUAUGAGCUACAAUUAUUUACAAAGUAUUAAUACAAUUGGUUCAUUAUUUGCUGAUUUAGGAAAAUGUGGCCCCGUCGGGAUGCCACUAAUUUUGCUAUUGUUUAAGAUUUUAUGCCAAGGAAAACAAUUCUAAUAAAGAUACAUCUUGCGAGUCAUUAGAACCACAUUUAUAUACACAAAUUAAAAAAAUGAAAAUUGAUAACCUAUGAUGUAGAAAUUUUAGAUUAAUUUAACAUGGAAAAACAUUUAAAAAUGGCUCUUGAAGAGUCAAAAUUAGUAGUUUCAAAAAAUAAAGGGUACUUUUGAUAGUUUUUUUUAUUGUGUUUUAGAAAAAAAUAUAUCUAGUAUGCACUAGGCGAUACAUAUUGAGUACAGUACCGUAUUGCAGGGUAAUGUAUUUUACAGUAACUUAUAUGCAAUAUAUUAUUUAUGUUGUGUAUUAUGUAUGCUUUGAUUGUAUUAUUUUAUUGAUAAGUUCUUCUUCAUGUAUCUGUUGUUAUCAUCAUAAUUUUGUUUUAAAUCAAAUCUUGAAAGGUUCCUAGAGAUGAUAGAUAAUGUAAGUUGUUUUGUAUUAUAUUAAAUAAUUGUUUUCAAUCA